This is a messenger RNA of Caenorhabditis elegans, 1730 nucleotides long. RefSeq names its product Tyrosine-protein kinase receptor old-1 (gene old-1). The record is from RefSeq and is marked reviewed. Lineage: Eukaryota; Metazoa; Nematoda; Chromadorea; Rhabditida; Rhabditidae. Gene Ontology annotation, biological process: nematode male tail tip morphogenesis. Gene Ontology annotation, cellular component: plasma membrane. Bases 38 to 1546 code for a protein of 502 amino acids. The transcript is spliced from 9 exons. Gene Ontology annotation, molecular function: protein tyrosine kinase activity; ATP binding; transmembrane receptor protein tyrosine kinase activity.
UUUCAGCCCAAAUGAAGUAAGCUCCCAGAGGCGUGGAAUGAAAGGCACCUUAAUUUUUGUUGUAUUUUAUUCUUCAUACGGAUUUGCUCACUGCAAUACAAUAUUAAGAAGUUCAUCAUUGAGUCGAAACUUUGAAGAUUCGCUGAGAAGAAUUCCACGAUCUACUGAUAAAGAUGAAACUGGGUUUGAAGAUUCGAAUGUACAGGAAGUUAUAUUUAUUUUGUUAUAUUGUUUGUUUGUUGCACUUGCAAUUUUAAUUUGUGGAUUGAUAAUUUUCUAUAAUUCAAGGAAACGAGAACUCCGGGCAAACAGAUCAAGAGGUGAUGAGUAUCUUCUUGAGCCAACAUCGGCGGAUCAUAAAAGAAGAAAUUCAAGCAAUAUAGUUCCACCAGAACCAACUCCCUACCCAAUUACAUCCGGAGAAAGUGAUUUGCGGCAAACUCCUUCUCGUUUGUCAAAUGUAGAAUGUCCUCCAGAGCUAGAAUUAGCCCCAAUUAACGAAAAAAUUAUGUAUCUUCAUUAUUAUGCAGAAGUUGAAAUCAAUGAGGAAGAUCUUGACAUUUCAAAGGGAAGACCACUAGGAUCAGGGGAGUUUGGAAUAAUACGAAAAGGAUUUUUAAGAAGCAAAAAUUCGAAAAAUGAAGAAAAAGAAAGCAGGUUGGAAGUGGCAGUGAAAUUACCGUUAAAUGAAUACAAUCAAAUUCAACAAGAAUUGAUAUAUGACGAAUUGAAAGUGAUGUGUGCAGUCGGUAAACACCCAAACAUUUUAGCUUUAGUCGGAGGAAUUACAUUUGGAGAAAGAAAAAUGAUAGUAUCCGAGUUUGUGGAGAACGGGGAUCUUCUUAGUUUCUUGAGAGACAAUCGAAUAUAUUUCACAAACGAUCAAUGGACACUAGAAACUGAACAAGAUUCUUUGAGCCUCGUUGACUUGCUCUCAUUUGCUUUCCAAAUUGCAAAAGGGAUGGAGUAUUUGAUUCAUGUUCCGUGUGUUCAUCGUGAUUUGGCUCUCCGCAAUGUACUGAUAAAGAAAAAUCGAAUAAUUCGAAUUGCAGACUUUGGAUUGGCUAGGAGGCAUAAAAAUAAAGAUUAUUACAAAACUCAAAGUGUCGAUACACCGCUUCCAAUACACUGGAUGGCACCUGAAAGUAUAGACAAAUUACUGUUCACUCAGAAAUCAGAUGUUUGGUCAUAUGGGGUCUGUCUUUAUGAACUAUUCUCUUUGGGAAAAUCACCUUAUGAAAAUGUGAUAAAAUAUGAUCAAAGAGAUUUUUAUUGGAAGUAUGUGCUGUCUUACUUGAAUGAAGGGAAAAGACUUGCACAGCCUGCACAUGCUGACGCAGAAAUAUAUAAUGUAAUGAAACUAUGCUGGGAUCUAGAUAUGAAUAGUCGUACAACAUUCUUAGACUGCAUUGAGUUUUUUGAGAAAGAAUUGAAAACAACAUCAAAUGAGUAUUUUCUUGAUCUCACCAGAAAGCUCCGUUCAGAAACCAACAAUCAACUUCGACUUAGUAAUUGGCUUUCUGAUGAGAAACAUUGUGAUAGUUAAAUAAAAAAUAAUGUUUUGCUGCUGAUUUUCUUUCCAUUAAAAACCUGUUACUAUUCAUAUUUGAUACUUCUUCCUCACUUGAUUCCUCUUCCUCAGUUUUAUUUUUCUUAUUUGACGUUUUUCCUUUAACACAUCAUCUCUCAGAAACUUGCUAUCUAAAGUUACUUUUUUAGCAUGAAUACUU